Messenger RNA from Asparagus officinalis (garden asparagus), 550 nucleotides. RefSeq names its product polygalacturonase-2-like. The record is from RefSeq and is a predicted model, not a curated record. The transcript has 4 exons. NCBI's taxonomy places the organism in Eukaryota, Viridiplantae, Streptophyta, Magnoliopsida, Asparagales, Asparagaceae. The coding region runs from base 1 to 390 and encodes 129 amino acids. Gene Ontology annotation, molecular function: polygalacturonase activity. Gene Ontology annotation, biological process: anther dehiscence; pectin catabolic process; fruit dehiscence.
AUGAGACGUUUGAGGAUUGAAGAUUUAAGGGUAAAAGAUAGCCAACAGAUUCAUGUGUCCAUUGAGAAGUGUAGAGAUGUAGGAGUCUCGACUCUAUCAAUAAAUGCAACAGAUGAGAGUCCAAAUACAGAUGGAAUUCAUAUAGCCAACACGCAGAAUAUUGUCAUAAGCGAUUGUGAAAUUAGAACAGGUGAUGACUGUGUUUCAAUUGUAUCCGGGACUCGAAACGUUAAAGGGAUGAACUUAUUUUGUGGCCUAGGUCACGGAAUCAGCAUUGGAAGUUUAGGAGCUAAUAACUCCAGGGACCAUGUCAGCAAUGUUUUCAUGGAUACAGUUACACUUCAUGGUACUCAAAAUGGAGUCAGAAUCAAAACCUGGCAGGUAACUUAAACAACUAUUUACAAAAAAUGUGUUAAUUGCAUAAACCCCCUCAUCUAUAUAUUCAAUAGCUCUCAUCACCCUUCCAAGACUUUUAUAAGCAUUUAUUAUCCCUGGAUUGACAUUUGAAUCGCAGAUAACCCCCUCUUCCUCUUGAUUGAGGGGUGGUAAG